Molecule: messenger RNA, 2231 nt
Organism: Zingiber officinale
Lineage: Eukaryota; Viridiplantae; Streptophyta; Magnoliopsida; Zingiberales; Zingiberaceae
Product: protein REDUCED WALL ACETYLATION 3-like
Exons: 16
Coding region: 302-1936 (544 amino acids)
Biological process (GO): xyloglucan metabolic process; plant-type secondary cell wall biogenesis; xylan biosynthetic process
Cellular component (GO): Golgi apparatus
Molecular function (GO): acetyltransferase activity
Source: RefSeq, a predicted model, not a curated record
AAGCAGUCUUCUUGCUUCCCCUUCCCUUUCACCAACCGCUCCCUCCGACUUCGAUAUUGAGACAGCAACUUCUCUCCGUCCUUCCCACCAUUAUACUCCUUCCUCCUCCUCCUCUUACUCCUCUUACUUUGCUCAUCCGCGGCUUCAAAAUUCCGAUCUUACUUUCUCUGGUGGUUGGAUCGUUGGUAUGCGAUAGAUCUCCCCCUCCCACCCUUUCACCUCAUUCUUCUUCGACCGUGUUUGGAUUUGAUCAGGAUACAUUGGCUCAGAUCUCCUUUCAGUCUCCUGGACUCCGCAGAGAAUGGCGGUCUCCGGUCCGGUGACCCCUGGUCAGGUGUCAUUUUUGCUUGGCUUUUUGCCUGUUUUUAUUGCAUGGUUAUAUUCAGAAGUUUUGGAGUACAGAAAGUCUUCAUCUCUAACAAAAGUUCAUUCAGAUGUGAAUCUGGUUGAACUGGAUAAAGAAACUGUAAAGGAUGAUGAUCGGGUUGGUUUGCUUGAGGGAGGCCUGCCAAGAUCUUCAUCAAGAGGGUCUAGUUCAUCAGCCCGAACAAACUUAAUCAGGUUUAUAUCACUGGAUGAAUCUUUCUUGCUUGAACAUCGAAAAUUGCUGAGAGCCAUGGCAGAAUUUGGAACGAUUCUUGUAUACUUCUAUGUUUGUGAUCGAACCAAUAUAUUUUCACAAACUACCAAGAGUUACAGCCGAGACCUAUUUCUUUUCCUGUAUAUUCUUCUUUUUAUAGCUUCCACCUUGACGUCUCUAAAGAAGCACCAUGACAAAUCAGCUUUCACAGGAAAAUCAAUACUUUUCCUUAAUCGUCAUCAAACUGAAGAAUGGAAAGGAUGGAUGCAGGUUUUAUUCUUAAUGUACCACUAUUUUGCUGCCACUGAGAUAUACAAUGCAAUACGAAUAUUCAUUGCUGCUUACGUGUGGAUGACUGGCUUUGGGAACUUCUCUUACUAUUAUGUACGGAAGGAUUUUAGCCUUGCUCGGUUUACUCAGAUGAUGUGGCGGCUAAAUUUCUUUGUGGCCUUUUGUUGCAUUGUCCUGAACAACGAUUUCACCCUAUAUUAUAUCUGCCCCAUGCAUACGCUUUUUACCGUCAUGGUGUAUGGAGCACUCAGUAUCUUUAACAAGUAUAAUGAGAUUGGACCUGUAAUGGCCAUCAAGAUUAUUUGUUGUUUUCUUGUAGUGAUCUUAGUCUGGGAAGUACCUGGGGUAUUUGAUAUCCUCUGGACUCCUUUUACAUUCCUGAUAGGAUACAAGGAUCCAGAGCCUUCCAAGUCAAAUCUACCACUCUUACAUGAGUGGCACUUUAGAUCUGGCCUUGAUCGCUACAUUUGGAUUAUCGGGAUGAUAUAUGCAUAUUACCACCCUACUGUUGAAAGAUGGAUGGAGAAGCUUGAAGAAUCUGAUAAUAAGAGGAAACUCUAUGUCAAAACAAGCAUAGUUUCAGUUUCCUUAUUGGUUGGUUAUUUGUGGUAUGAAUACAUCUACAAGCUAGACAAAAUUUCCUACAACAAGUUUCAUCCAUACACAUCUUGGAUCCCAAUUACUGUUUACAUCUGCCUACGGAAUUUUACCCAGCAGCUUCGCAGUUCCUCACUCACUCUCUUUGCAUGGCUCGGCAAGAUCACACUAGAGACCUACAUUUCUCAGAUCCAUAUUUGGCUAAGGUCAAACAUGCCAAAUGGCCAGCCGAAAUGGCUUCUUUGUUUCAUUCCCAAUUACCCUUUGCUUAACUUCCUGCUCACUACAGCGAUCUAUCUCUUUAUAUCCUACAGAAUAUUCGACCUGACGAAUCUAUUGAGGACAAUAUUCAUCCCAAGUAAAGACAACAAGCGCCUUUUUCAGAACUUCAUUUCCGGAGCAACCAUCUGUGUCUCGUUGUACUGCAUCUCAUGGGUUCUUCUUCACAUUCCUGGAGUAUCAGUUUGACAGGGUGAGCAAUUUUCAGUUAGUAAUGAAAAUGAGGAUGUUUUUUGUCAGUCCGUCUGCGAGAAGCUGGUCCCAAACGCUGCUGUCAGCAUUCAUGGAUUUGAUUAAACAACUGGUUUUGAUUCAGUUAUCGAAAAGAACAAGAGACGACCAAAAGAAAAAUCUAAGGAUUUUGUAUAUUUGUCGGGGAAUAUGGAACAUUCGUUGCUUACAAUAUGAUCCUUCUUUAAACAAUAUCCUAAACAUCAUUAUUUCAUUCAUUGUAUCAUAUGCCAAAGCUCCUUUUCUUUUCUGA